AACUUAUGAUGAUUGGGUGUAUAUUCGUGAGUUUAAAGAAUUCCUUCAACACUUCUAUGAUCUCAAGAAUAAGGUUUCUGGCACCAAGUACAUUACAGCAAAUACCUUCUUGGAAGAGAUUGCUGCUGUGAAUUUUCUGUUGGGUGAAUGGAGUGAUCGUGUGAUAUGUGGUGAUGAUAUAAUCUUUAAAAACAUGGCUACCAAGAUGAAAGAUAAGUAUGAAAAGUAUUGGGGUGAUCUGGAGAAGAUGAACAAGUAUAUAUUCAUUGCUGCCAUCCUUGAUCCUAGGACGAAGGAAUCUCAUUUCUUUAAGGGCCUAAUUGAAGACACGUACGGCAGUAUCAUAGUCCUUUCAAAAUUGGCCCGUGACAUACUAGCAAUACCAAUCUCAACGGUUGCUUCUGAAUCAGCUUUCAGUACUAGUGGGCGUAUUCUAGAUGACUUUAGAAGCUCUUUGACACCAAUGACACUCCAAGCCUUGAUAUGUACGCAAGAUUGGUUGCGCCGUAAGUGUAUCAACAUUGAAGCUGAUCUUGCGGAGUUGACCAAACUAGAGGAAGAACUUGGAUGCCUCCAAGUUGAUGACAAUGACAUAAUCUCUCUGGAUUGAUCUGGCCAUCUGGGGACUGGGGUGAUCGG
Messenger RNA from Brachypodium distachyon (stiff brome), 639 nucleotides. RefSeq names its product zinc finger BED domain-containing protein RICESLEEPER 3-like. The record is from RefSeq and is a predicted model, not a curated record. The transcript is spliced from 4 exons. NCBI's taxonomy places the organism in Eukaryota, Viridiplantae, Streptophyta, Magnoliopsida, Poales, Poaceae. Bases 194 to 610 code for a protein of 138 amino acids. Gene Ontology annotation, molecular function: DNA binding; protein dimerization activity.